AUGCAUCGUCAUCGUCGUCAACAUAAAUUACUAGUACAAGAAGAACCUAACCCAAGCCACCUGCUCCGACUCAGCUCCAGCUCCACCCACAGGCCACAAUCCCUCUUUGUUUCUCUCUCUGUGUGUUUAUCUUCGCCUCAUCGUCCUCCUCCUCUUGUUGCCAGCUCCCACAAUCCAGAUAAGCUAGGUAGAUUAGCUAGAGGAAGAGGAGAGGUAUUAAGUGAAGAGAAGAAACAGAGCAGAUUGACUACCUAGCGAGAGCACAAGUAUGGACAAGUACGAGCCCGUUCGGGAGAUCGGGGCGGGCAACUUCGGGGUGGCCAAGCUCAUGAGGAACAAGGAGACGCGCGAGCUCGUCGCCAUGAAGUUCAUCGAGCGAGGCAACAGGAUCGACGAGAAUGUUUUCCGCGAGAUCGUCAACCACCGGUCGCUGCGGCACCCGAACAUCAUCCGUUUCAAGGAGGUGGUGCUGACGCCGACGCACCUGGCCAUCGUCAUGGAGUACGCGGCCGGCGGGGAGCUGUUCGAGCGCAUCUGCGAGGCCGGGCGGUUCCACGAGGACGAGGCGCGCUACUUCUUCCAGCAGCUGGUGUGCGGGGUCAGCUACUGCCACGCCAUGCAGAUCUGCCACCGAGACCUCAAGCUCGAGAACACGCUGCUCGACGGAAGCCCCGCGCCACGCCUCAAGAUCUGCGACUUCGGAUACUCCAAGUCGUCUGUGCUGCACUCGCGUCCCAAGUCAACGGUGGGCACGCCCGCCUACAUCGCCCCGGAGGUCCUCUCCCGGCGCGAGUACGACGGCAAGCACGCCGACGUGUGGUCCUGCGGCGUCACGCUCUACGUCAUGCUGGUGGGCGCCUACCCUUUCGAAGAUCCCAAGGACCCCAAGAACUUCCGCAAGACAAUCUCGAGGAUCAUGUCGGUGCAGUACAAGAUACCAGAGUACGUGCACGUCUCCCAGAACUGCCGCCACCUCCUCUCCCGCAUCUUCGUCGCAAACCCUUACAAGAGGGUCACCAUGAGCGAGAUCAAGAGCCACCCGUGGUUCCUCAAGAACCUGCCGCGGGAGCUCAAGGAGGAAGCCCAGGCCGCCUACUACAGCCGCCGGGGAGGGGGAGACCACUCCAGCGCCGGCGCCAGCAGCAAUGCCAAUGCAGUCGCGUACUCGGCGCAGAGCGUGGAGGAGAUCAUGAGGAUCGUGCAGGAGGCGCAGACGGUGCCCAAGCCCGCCAGGCCCGUCUCCGGCUACGGCUGGGGCGCCGCCGACUCCGCCUCGGACGACGACAACGAGCAGCUGGAGCAAUACGACGACGAGGAGGAGCAAGAGGAGGACGACUACGACAGGACGGUGCGCCAGGUGCACGCCAGCGGGGAGUUCGACAUGGCCAAGCUCCAAAUCUGACCACCCUGCACCUGAUCAGUAGCAACCUAGCAGCAGUUUGCUCCAAACAUGUCGUCCACCUGUUUUCAACAUUUCUUAACAUUCUCUUCCUUUCUAGUGUAACUCUGUCAGCAUCCUUUUUUCUUUCCUUGCCAAAAGUUAGCGCUACCGUUUCUUUGUUUCAA
Phragmites australis (common reed) is the source of this 1566-nucleotide messenger RNA. RefSeq names its product serine/threonine-protein kinase SAPK5. Gene Ontology annotation, molecular function: ATP binding; protein serine/threonine kinase activity. Gene Ontology annotation, biological process: intracellular signal transduction; protein phosphorylation. The record is from RefSeq and is a predicted model, not a curated record. Lineage: Eukaryota; Viridiplantae; Streptophyta; Magnoliopsida; Poales; Poaceae. The coding region runs from base 269 to 1402 and encodes 377 amino acids. The transcript has 5 exons.